AUUGGCGCUAGCUGUAUCGAAUUAUAGAUAAACGCUGUUGUGUGGAAUACACAUGCAUGUGAAAACAAUUCUAUAACCUAUAAGGUAUUUCCGCGUGAAAGUUCAUAGAUCCUAAAGUGUUUGAUAUGAAACUAUGCUUAUCACUGUUAUGUAUAUUAGUAUAUAUACAUAUCGGUGAUGCUUAUCCUCUAUUGCUUUUGUAUUUUGAGCUUUAAGCUUGAAUAUCUAAUACACAUAACCUGGUUAGUUUUUCGCUUGAGUUAACUUCAGGAAGCGGUGGGGAUAACAGAUAACACAGACAAUACGGCCACAUUCUAACAAGAUACCACUGUAUUUCCAGAUGGAUACCUGCAGCGAUGGAGAUUUGAAAAAUGAAUCUUGGUCUUAAAUUUUAAGGAUAUCCUGCUAAAUGGAGCAGGUUAAGGAGAGACCAGAAUUGCUUCAUUGCAAUCAGUCUCAUAACAUAUUACAAGACUUAAUGCUUAGAGAUUUGGGAUUUUUAUAUUACAAUUGCUAUAAAACUACAAGACGUGCAUUAGAAUCAGCAGCUGAAAUGAAUUUAGUUGGAAAAAAGCAUAAAGAAUUGGAAUAUGAUCUGCCAGGAUAUCCUAAAGCAACGUUUUUAAUGGUUUUCAGUCCUGACGGCACUAAAAUAGCAUCAGCCCAUGGAAAUCACAGUGUUUAUAUUACUGAUGUAGCAACUAGAAAAAACAUUAAAAUUCUUUCUGGUCAUCCACGCACUCCAUGGUGUAUUGCAUUUCAUCCCUCUUCUAGUUACAUAUUAGCAUCUGGUUGUCUUGGUGGUCAAGUACGGGUUUGGGAUUUAAGGGAUGAUAGCAAGGUUUGGAAUGUGGAAAGUCAGACAGUUAUAGCUUCUCUUGCCUUCCAUCCAUCUGAAAAAUUACUUGUUAUAGCAACAAAUAAUGAAAUACACUUUUGGGAUUGGAGUCAACCUGAACCCUUUGCAGUAAUAUCUACAAAGACUAGCAUAGAAAAAGUAAGAUAUGUAGCUUUUGACAAUUUAGGAAGGAAAUUAAUCACAGGCAUUGGAAAUAAUUAUAUAAAAGAAUCAAGAUUAUUCAGAUCCCGUUUAAGGCAUGGGAGGACGACGCAUGAUAGUCAAGUACCAAGUAACCAUCCCGAAAGAACUAAUCAAAAUGAAGCGAUUCAAUCGUUUAGAACCAUGGGACCCGAACCUUCACACAGUACUCAAUCGAAUUUACGCGGUAGUGUAUCAGUAGAUAAUGAUGAAAGCUCCAUACUACAAUAUAUCUAUAAUUCAAGGCGGCGAACAGGAAGAGGAAGAGGGGAAUUGAUUCUUCCACAUGAUGAUGACGAAAGACCUUCUUCGGAAGAUGUCUCAGCAGUAGUGUUAAACUUCUCAGGAAUCUACAGUUAUCGUGUACAAGCAUGGGACUUCUCUAAGGGGGAAAUACCUGAUAUUACAAACUCUGAAAAAAAUAUUGUUAUACACAAGUGCAAAAUAUGUAAUGACGCUAGCAUAAAUAUUUCCUCGGACGGAAAACUAUUGGCAACAUGCUUUAUAGGAGCUGCAGGAGUUUACAGUUUACAGUGGGAAACGUUAGGAGAAGAAAUUUAUUGGGCGGAAGUAUAUAAUUCUGUGAUUUCUGUAUCAAUUUCGCCAACACAGGAGCAUCUUUUAGUAGGUCUAGCAAGGAGUGGUAUUGGAAACGAAUAUACUAUGGCUAUUAUUUACAGACUAACACAUAAACAAUCUGAAAAUAACACACCACGUAUGCAAGACUUGGAUUUUAAUAAUCUAGCGAAAUCUUUACAUUUCAUGAGUAAAAGGAACACUAUGUUGUGGGUUAGAGAUUUACUACAAAAUAAUCAAUCAACUGGAGGACAUACAAGCAUAAAUUGUAUCAGGUGGGCACCACAACCUGGCCAAGGUUUAGUUUAUGCUACUAACACUGGCCGAUUAGCUAUUCUUCAUUAAUGUAAUUAUAAUGCUAUUGUAAAAAUAGAAAUUAUUACUAUCAAUACAAUUAUUUUAUCGAAAAACAAUUGUGUACGAAGACAGAAGUUUAUUGUUACAUGUCUUUCAAGGGAUAUAUUAUCAGAAACAUAAUGAAAGUUACUAUUAAGUUGCCAAUAUUAUACAUUUCGACAAGCAGUUUAAUACAAUGCUGUAAUUUAAA
This is a messenger RNA of Bombus pascuorum, 2162 nucleotides long. RefSeq names its product activating molecule in BECN1-regulated autophagy protein 1-like. The transcript has 11 exons. Lineage: Eukaryota; Metazoa; Arthropoda; Insecta; Hymenoptera; Apidae. The coding region runs from base 410 to 1960 and encodes 516 amino acids. The record is from RefSeq and is a predicted model, not a curated record. Gene Ontology annotation, cellular component: intracellular membrane-bounded organelle. Gene Ontology annotation, biological process: autophagy. Gene Ontology annotation, molecular function: protein binding.